UAUCACAUGAGCAUGCAACCAGGUAACCCAUUAAGCCCCUCAGACCAUCACUUGUGUUUCAGUAGCUGUCUGCACUUCGACAAUGACACAUACACGUCUAUUGUGGAUCUUUACCCUAACUGCCUCCCUCAAUCUCUCAGUGAGUCAUGGUCCUCUUGAAGGAGUGAGGGACUAUGAGGUAGUCCGACCCAUCAGACUACAUACUCUGCGGAAAAGAGAAACCGAGUCAUCCAGGCCAGAAACGUUGAAGUAUGCAAUGAGAGUGGGUGGGAGAGACAUUGAGAUGCAUCUGGAGAAGAAUACGGAAUUACUCACGAAAGACUAUAGUGAGACUUACUACACUGAGGAUGGCACACCAGUCACCUCUACGCCUCAGGAUAUGGAUCACUGCUACUAUCACGGAAGUAUUGUGGAUGACAGUGAGUCUACGGUCAGCAUGAGCACCUGCGAUGGACUCAGUGGAUAUUUCAGAACGGCCGCCCAAAGGUACCUGAUUGAGCCCCUGUCAGGGGGGGAUGAUGGUGAUCACGCAGUGCUAAAAUACGAGGACCAGAGCUCUAAGCCUAUGCUGUGUGGAGUCACUAAUAUUACCUGGAACGAAGACUACCCUUCCAUUACUAGCAGGAGCCGUUCUCGAGCCUCAGGUCCAUCUAUACUUCAACAGCAAAAAUAUGUUGAGCUUGUCCUCGUUGCAGACAACCGUGAGUACAAGAAGAUGGAGAGUAAUCGGGGAGAGCUGCGUAAGAGGAUAUUUGAAGUGGUUAACUUUGUCAACAUGGUGUAUAAGCCCCUCAACACCUUUAUUGCCCUGGUUGGUCUGGAGGUGUGGUCAGACAGUGAUAAGAUAUCAGUGACCGCCCCUGCUGGCGCCACCCUGGACGCCUUUACCACGUGGAGGAACAACGACCUGGUCAAGACUAAGCCCCACGACAACGCACACCUCAUCAGUGGCAUUGACUUUGAGGGAUCGACGGUGGGUCUGGCCUUUAUCGGGACUCUAUGUUCAGGUCAUUCUGCUGGGGUGGUCCAGGAUCACAACCCCAGGGCCAUAGCUGUGGGGGCCACAUUGGCCCAUGAGAUGGGCCACAACCUGGGCAUGAACCACGAUGACUCCAGUGCCUGUGCUUGUUCUGGGAAUAGCUGUGUAAUGGCUGGGGCCCUCAGCUGGGAUAUCCCAAAGUCAUUCAGUAGCUGCAGUAGUUUGAGCUAUGACCAGUUCCUGAAUAAUCGUAACCCUGAGUGCCUACUGAACAAGCCAGACUACCGAAAUGUGGAAUCAACCCCAGUGUGUGGGAAUGGCUUUCUGGAGAGAGGAGAGGAGUGUGAUUGUGGCUCCAUGAAGGAGUGUACAAACCCUUGCUGUAAUGCCACCAGCUGCACACUGGCCAAAGGCUCAGAGUGUGCUGCAGGAGAGUGCUGUGAAGACUGUAAGAUCAUGGCCUCGUCCACAGAGUGCAGAAGGAAACAUGACGACUGUGACCUAGCGGAGUACUGCACAGGGAAUUCAGCCGUCUGUCCUGAGGAUGUCUUCUCUGUCAAUGGGAUCUCCUGUGACAGAGGGAGGGGCUACUGCCGCAACGGCCAGUGUCCACAGCAUCAUGACCAGUGUGUGAAAAUGUAUGGCCCAUCUGCUGAAAAGGCAACAACGUACUGCUAUAACCAGAACACCAGAGGACUGUACUAUGCCUACUGCAGACGGCCUUCACAGGACCAGUUCAUCCCCUGCCAGAGCCAAGAUGUGCAGUGCGGGAAACUCUUCUGCAAGAACGGUAAUGAUGACCCCAACUAUGGUCGCAUGGUGAAAUUCUCCGACUGCAAAGCCACAUUCUACGGUGAUCACACCAGUGACUUUGGACAGGUGAACACGGGGACCAAGUGUAAUGAUGGGAAGGUGUGCAGCGAGAACGAGUGUGUGGAUCUUGAGACAGCCUACGGACCCAAAGCCACCAACUGCUCAGCACGGUGCAAAGGACAUGCUGUGUGUAAUCACAGAAUGGAGUGCCAGUGUGAACCUGGAUGGUCACUUCCAGGCUGUGAUACAAAGGAUGGAAGCUUCACGGGCCUCUCCAGAGAAGGAGUGAUUGGCAUUGCGGUGACAGUCUCUCUGCUGCUUCUGGCUGCUAUUGCUGGGGCAGUGGCUGUGUUCCUAAAGAAGAGACGACAGUCCCCCACUCUGCCUAGCCACCAUACCCAGAAGAAAAUCCAUGACGUGGACAACCACAUCCAUAAACUGCCAGUUCCCAGCCAAAAUAAAGCUAUGCCACAGCAGCUUUACUAUUUCCAGCCUAAGCGACCAAAAGUAGCUCCGCCCCCACCCCCUCCAGCUGCUAACCAAUCACAAGUCCCGGUCUAUGACUUCAGGGCCGCACGACAGGCUCUGAGACCACCACCACCACGUGUCUGAUGUCAACAUCUAAAGGAGAAGAGUGGAAACAUGAGGAUCUCAACCCUUACCAAGACCUCAAAUGCAGGGCCACAACUGCUAGGCCAGCCAGUGCACAGUCAGUCCAGAGACCUCACUUCUUUGGGAUAAUUUUACAGAACCCUAGACUAGAGACAGGUUGGCUCUGCCACCACUUCUGAAAAAGCCUGGUCCCAGAUCUCUUUGUGCUCUGGCCAACUCCAUUGCUCAGUGUUUGGCAUGACAACGAGUGACAAGGAAUUGGCAUGAUGGCACAAACAGACUGGCACUCAGGCUACCUAUGAAGCCCAAGGAAUGUGUUUGUGCCAAUGAUGUGCAUGAUGGGUAAACUCAGUAUAGUCACAAAUAUGGAAAGGACUGAGGAGUCCUCUUUACAAGGAACGUCUUAAAAAAUGACACUUUUUAGUAUUCAUUUUAUACCUGUAAUUUAUUUGUCACUGCCAUGUCAGGGAGUGAGUGUUCAGUAUGUGAUAAUAUGCCAUUUAUUUUCGUACUAUUACAUUUAUCAAUGGUGACUGUAUAUUCCUGACUUUGGCUGAGUACUGAGUCUACAGUAAAUAUUUUUUAUUAAUUCAAAGAUUUACUGAGCACAGCCAUUGCUGACUAAAGUUCUGUAUAAAAAAAAAAAUACACAUGCUCAAUACUGAUAAAGUAACUAAAUUUUAGAUUUAGGAAUUCUAGUGAGCAAGAAUUUACAGAUUUUUUAAAUAUUUUUUUAUAGAACAUUCUUAAAUGCUGCACAACUAACUGCAACUCUGCAGCUACAGUCUGAGAAUACAACUGCAAAACUAUUCAGACCCCUUGGAUUUUGUCACAAAGUGGGAUUCAAAUUGAUUUGUCAUUUUGGCAAUCAACACAAAAUACACGGUCAAAGGCAAGUAUUUUUUAAGAUGAAUAAAAAUGUAACUAAAAUAGUCAUUGCACAAGUAUUCAGCUCCCUGAGUCACUACAUGGUAGAAACACCUUUGGCAUAGAUUACAGCUGUCAGUCUUCUUGGGGAAGUCUAAGAUAUUUACACACCUGGAUGACUAUGUAUCUGGGUGAUUUAAUACAUAAUCCACAGUAUUAUAUUAACCAUGUUUAAAAGAGAUAUUCAAUGUCUGGUAGAUGGGUAACUAACAAAUCAAUCACUGCCCUUCUUUAAAGCUUUCCAAAAGCUCCCUGGUCUCUGUAGUUGAAUCUGUGCUUGAAAUUCAAUACUUGACUGAGGGACCUGAAAAUGUAUGUAUGGGGGACUGAGGAAGGGUUAGUCAUUCCAAAAUCAUGUCAACCCCUAUUAUUUGUUAAGCCAAAAUGUACUCCUGAACUAAUUUAGGCUUGACUAAAAAAAGGGGCUGAAUACUUAUGCAACAAUAUAUUUAGUACUGAAUGUAUUAAAAGAAAAGAAAGUGAAAUCCAAGGGUUCUGAAUACUUUUGCAAGGCACUGUAUCUGUGUGUGAAUGUGUGAUUUGCUAUUACAGUAUACCAUUACUUGAACAGCCUUUUCUGUAAUCACAAUCUCUCUCUCGGAUUGUAAAAAGAUGCCACCUGAUUAACAUGUCAGGCAUAAAAUGUUUUUAUUUUUGA
Messenger RNA from Oncorhynchus tshawytscha (Chinook salmon), 3989 nucleotides. Its product is annotated as zinc metalloproteinase-disintegrin-like brevilysin H2a. The record is from RefSeq and is a predicted model, not a curated record. The coding region runs from base 83 to 2404 and encodes 773 amino acids. Gene Ontology annotation, cellular component: plasma membrane. The transcript is spliced from 22 exons. Gene Ontology annotation, molecular function: metalloendopeptidase activity. NCBI's taxonomy places the organism in Eukaryota, Metazoa, Chordata, Actinopteri, Salmoniformes, Salmonidae. Gene Ontology annotation, biological process: proteolysis.